AUGCCCAAUAGCUUGGAAGGCCAAUUUAUCAGACUCGAAGUCAUCAGCGGAAAACAUCUUCAAGUGCCUUCUGAGCGCGCACCCGCAGGCAUCUACGUAUCCAUCAAUGUUGACUCGAGGAGACGCUGGAAAUCAGCUAUCAAAGUCUUAUCAUCCGACGAAUCUGUAGCAUGGGGCGAUACCGCGACCUUAUCAUUAGAUGCUUCAUCCAAAUUAUCACUGGACAUCAGGGCAUCUUUCGAACUCAAUCGAAUGCUGGGCAGCGGGGAACUCAUCGGAGAACUCGAGGUGACGUGGGAUGAGCUACUCGAUCACGGAGACGAGCCUUUCAAUCUCUCAUUCCCGCCCGUUCGUGGGGGAUGUCCUUCCCUCAUGCUGAAGGCCGCUGUUGUACAUUCUUGCGACAAUCAGGACAGCGCACUACUUUACUCCACAGCAGAAUGCGAGAUUGAUCGAGACACAGAUGCAGGCCACGCCCGAUUUGCCGAAUAUGUUUCAAGCGAGAGAGUCUCUCACCUGAACGAUGCUGUAGAGCAUUUUCAGUCGGUUCUAGACCAGUGUCCGGUCGACCAUCCUGACCGUGCAGCGGUUCUCACCAACCUCGCGUGGGCCCGCCUCAAAAGCUAUAUUGAAGGGGAUUUCCAAGACAUUGACUCCGUCACUUCCCUCUUCCGCGAAGCCCUUGCAUUGCGUCUGCAGGGUCACCCCGAUUAUCCAUUAUCGCUCUAUUACCUCGCCGAAGCGCUGACCUGGCGCUACAGCAAGGAGGGCACCGCAAUCUAUAUCCAGGAAUCCGCGCAGCUGUACCGCAAGCUACUACCUCUCUGUCCCGAGGGCACCUACCUUCGCACCAUCGCGGCAGGGGAAAAUGGCGUCGAUUAUGUGAUCGGUGAAUGCAACAAUCUUCCAACCGACGCAUCCGAUGAAGGCAUCCACCUCCGACGAAUCGUGCUCCAACUUUGUCCUCCGGGUCAUCAAUACCAUCCAGACGCACUCAACCAGCUUUCGAGUGCUCUCCAAUUACGCUUUCGACAAUGCGGCAGCAUUGAUGACAUAGACGAGAGCAUACGAGUUGGUCGCGAAGCUGUUUCUCUAUGCCCCGAGGAACAUACCAGCCGUGCUACCUAUUUGAAAAUCUUGGGCUACUCACUCCGACACCGCUUUGAUCACCAAGGCAGAUCCCAUGACCUUGAUGAAGCCAUCUGUGUAUAUGAAGAAGCGCUGCGCAUGUGCCCUGUUGGGCACAAAACUCGUUGUCUAUCAUUGGACACCCUAGGGGGCGCCCUCCGCGUCCGAUUUAUCAAACGUGGUGAUGUUGAUGACAUUAACAAAGCUAUCAGCCUCCGUCGCGAGGCACUGAUGUUGAGCCCACCUGGGCAUCCACAUCAUGACACCGCGCUUAACAACCUUGCUAUCACGCUCAAAAUCAGAUAUAACGAAUUGAAUGUCAGCGAGGAUCUCGACGAGGCCAUCAAUCUUUACCGCGAAUCGCUUCGGUUAACGCGGCUUGAAGAUCCACAGCGUCCUAGAAAUCUCUCCAAUUUGAGUUCGGUACUUCGCUCUCGUUUCACAAAAACUCAGAAGAAUGAAGAUAUCGAGGAGGCCAUUCGACUCUGCCAAGAGUCGUUGGAGGCUUUACCUUCACUGCACCCAGACAGAUCUUCUAGUUACGUGUGGUUGCAGGAAGCUUACUUGUCUCGUUACCGAGUGCAACGCAAGUCUGCUGAUUUGUCACUCGCUGUAGAGAACUUCAGAUUGGCAUCACAACACCCAACUCAGGGAUUUCCAGAACGCAUAAAGGAGGCUAUUGAUUGGGCUCGCCAAACAGAGGUCUAUCAACAACAAUCUGCCCUCGAAGCGUACAAAAUAUGCUUGGAACUUAUUGACAACCACAUGAUGACACGAUCAUCAAUCAUCUCACGACGCGAGGCAGCAACCGCUUUCCACGGUGCACAGUCACUGCCAGUAGAUGCAGCCUCAUGUGCCAUCCGUCGUAACAAUGUACGACAGGCAGUCAAACUCGUGGAGCAGGGCCGUGGCCAGCAGUGGUCGCUGGCCUCGCGACUCAGAACACCGCUCGAAGACCUCGAGUCCACGAGUCCCGAGCUAGCUCGCAAGCUCUCAGAGCUCAGAAAGAGCCUUUCUGAUGCUCAGGGUUCCGCAGCCAGCACAGACAGAGCUGCUGCUGAUCGGACAGCAACCGAGUACAGGCGACUUACAAGGCAAUGGGACGCUGCAGUGGCUGAAAUCCGUAAUCUUCGGGCGUUCUCACGAUUCCUGCUCCCACUUUUGUAUGAAGACUUGCAAGCGGCAGCGCGCCAAGGCCCAGUCAUCAUUUUCAUCGCCAGUCAAUAUUCGUGCAGCGCCAUCAUCGUCCCGACAUCAGGAGAGCCCCAUCAUGUUCCCUUGCCAUCUGUUACUCUCACAGAUCUGAAUAAUCUCAAGGAUCGCUUCGCCAGGGCGAUACGACACGCAUCUACGAUGGGCCCAAAAGUGCCGCGUAACGAUCUAAUAGUCCUCUUGCGGACAGUAUGGAACGAGAUCAUGCUACCCAUCAUCAAUGUCCUCCAGCAUGUCCUGAAGUUAAAUUCCCUCUCUCGAAUCUGGCUGUGUCCGACUGCAGCUUUCACGUCUAUUCCUCUGCACGCAGCUCACCCCUUUCAAACGAACGCAGAUCGCUCUAAGGAACCAUGCCUGGAGGAUCUCUUUAUCUGCUCUUACACGCCAACACUUUCAGCUCUAGUCAGAUCUAGACGGAUGAUGAAGAAGCGUGUCGCUCCAUCCUUCGCGACAAUCGGACAAGGUCAACCUGGUGCAGGGAAAGGCAAGGCACUCUUGGCUGUCGACAGCGAGGUCGAGCUUGUCCGAAAGCUCGUUCCUGAGACAGCCAACCGCACCAAUAUUUCUGGGGACGCAGCCACACGAGCAGGUGCACUCGAAGCUUUGGAAGAGAACACCUGGGUGCACCUUGCCUGUCAUGGCAAGCAGGACCCUACGCAGCCUUACGAUUCGCAUUUCGUCAUGAGAGAUGGACCUCUGACGCUGCUUGAUAUCAUGGAGAAAGACAUUCCGCACGCAGAGUUCGCAUUCUUAUCCGCUUGUCAUACCGCCGUUGGCGAUAAGGAGACGCCCGACGAAGUGAUUCACCUCGCAGCUGGUCUCCAGUUUUCGGGGUUCAAGAGCGUCGACGACGCUGUCGCAAAACAUGUUGUCGAGGCUUUCUACAAGAACAUGUUCAAGGAUCUGGAGGAGGGUGGUGAGAUGGACUGUACGAAGGCAGCCUGGGCACUCAAUCGUGCUACACACGCCGUGAAGACGAAAGUGCCGCUCGAGCAGAGGAUGGUUUUCGUUCAUAUUGGACUAGAUUCCGAAGGUUCCUCCAGUGGUGAGAACGAUCUUUAUAUUUGGUGGGGAUACUGCAAGUAG
Messenger RNA from Suillus subalutaceus, 3426 nucleotides. Its product is annotated as CHAT domain-containing protein. Bases 1 to 3426 code for a protein of 1141 amino acids. Lineage: Eukaryota; Fungi; Basidiomycota; Agaricomycetes; Boletales; Suillaceae. Gene Ontology annotation, molecular function: protein binding. The record is from RefSeq and is a predicted model, not a curated record. The transcript is spliced from 7 exons.